AAUUAAUUGAAUUACAAUCAUAUAAUAAUGGUUAAGUUUGUUUAAAUCCUAAGUCUGAAGAAUAUGUUAUCGAAGUUAAUUAUUUGCAAAGAGACACUGCUUCGAUAAACUUCAUUCUAGGCUUCCUCUCUCAAUCAAACUCACUCAUAAGAAAUGCAAGUCAAAACAAAUAAUGAAGUUCUAAAAAAUUUAGAAUCAAAGUGCUCAAGUCUAAAAUAAGAAUCAUAAGAAGAGUACAUCUAAAUUAUGGAAUAAACCAUAAAACUCUUAGAUUAGUAACUCUAACUAAUAAACACAAGUAUGAUAUAGAUAUUAAAUAUUUUAGUAAUGAAUAAGUAAAAUAACAGAAAUUAAAUUAAAUAUUCUUCAUUGAGAUCAAAUAUUUUAGAAAAAGCUGCCAAAAAUUUUUAUGAAAUAUGGUAAUUUGAUUCUAAGAAUAUUGAGUACCUUAGAAAAUAUUUAGAUGUAUAUAUAUAUUUUCUAUCAAAGAUUAUUAAAUGUUUUAAAGGAACUUUAAGUGAUCAAUAUCUUGAGGGACUUUGUAAAUAUGCCCAAUCCACUUAAGAUCAUUAAGAAUUGGCAGAAAUCUAUAGUCAAAUCGAAAAGAAAAAUUUCUCAGAAACAUAAAAAAAAUGUGCUAUGACUCUUUUCAUGUUAACACAAAAUGAGAUUUACUAUGAGGAUUUCCUUUUAAAUGAUUCCAAUUUAUCUGAUUAAUCAUUUGAAAUAAGAGUAAUAUAUUUUAUCAUUAUCUUAGUUUCAUCUCUUUGCUACUCAAUACUUUCAACGAUAAAAUUGCUAUCAUACUACAAAGUAUCACAGAUAAUAAUGUGAAUCUAUGUCAUCCGAAUAUUAAAGAUCAAUUGCUCUAAGCAACUUGGAACUUUAAUUGUCAUUCAUGAAAAAUAAAAGCAAUCACGGAUUGUGAUUUUGUAAACAAUUUUUAUAUUUAUUAUAAAUCUAAU
This is a messenger RNA of Paramecium sonneborni, 965 nucleotides long. Lineage: Eukaryota; Ciliophora; Oligohymenophorea; Peniculida; Parameciidae. The record is from the annotation of a GenBank genome assembly.